Messenger RNA from Auanema sp. JU1783, 1581 nucleotides. NCBI's taxonomy places the organism in Eukaryota, Metazoa, Nematoda, Chromadorea, Rhabditida, Rhabditidae. The record is from the annotation of a GenBank genome assembly.
UUGGUUGUUUCAACAACCAUUCGAUGGCGUCUACCCGAGACCUCAGCUUUACUUCCAACACCAAUAGAAGGAUUUCUUAUAACAAUCAAAGAACUCAAUUAUCAACGAAAGGAUUAUACUCAAAAUAAAACAAACACUUGGGUGUUCGAGGCUAAACUGGCUAAAUCGAUUAACCAGAUAACGUCUAAUUAUCAUCAGGUUGAAUUCUUCCUGAAUUCCCAUAAGCUAUUUAACUUUGGAAAAAAGUACAAAAUCGAAGUGGCACUGUUACCACUUGUGCUGGGUGGUGUAACUAAUCAGAUCAGAUUGAUUCCGCAGAAUGUGGAGAAUCCUAAGCAAUGUCUAGCGACUAAAGAAACUGCUGAGUUGGCAAAGUACUGGAAUUUAAAAAUAUUGUCAGUCCAUGUAAUGAUCGUUCAAGCUGCCGUCAACAUAAGCUUCAUAUCAGCUCCGAAAAGUUUAUGUAUCGAUCGAUACUCAAUUCAACUACAUAUAAAAGAUAAUCCAAUUAUAAUUGAAUACAUCGUGAAUAAGACUGAAGAUGUCGUUCAACAUCAAUUACUUGAAGGUUUACCGCGGGAACAAUAUAUCACUGUUAAGGUUGUGCCAUACAGCUAUCCAAAUGAAAGAUGUCCCUGCACAUUCUGUAAUUGCAUAAUGACCAAGAGUUAUCCCUUUAUUUUGCCUUUACUCAAAAGAGAGAAGAAUAUGGCAAGUACACAACACCCAGCCAUCAUCACAGAUGAAUAUGGAAUGGCUUUUCUUGGUCUUUUCAUUGUUCUGAUCAUAUUGCUUGCUGGAUUUAGUUUGAUAACUCUUGCUUGUGUAAUGAAAAGAAAAAAAGAUGAGAAGCAGAGCAAAGUAUAUCUUCAUCAUGACCUAUUGGACAGAAAGCUACUUGAACCAUCACAAAAAUUCCGUGUACUUCUUGUAACAUCUAUUGGAUCAGAAGAGGAACUGAACUUUGUUGAUGAAUUAGCUCUAUUGCUGAGUCAAUAUUCAUCAAUAUCACUCAAAUACCAUCGUUUUGAUGAGCUAGAUUUAGAACAAAACAAGCACAUCUGGACAGUGAAGCAUAUAGCUGAUUGCGAUAAGAUAAUUCUUGUUCACACACGUCACAGACCAAUCAACAAGACAGAUGAUUUAUUAUAUUCAAUUCAAAAUAUAUUAUCACUUCGUGAUGAUCGAGUGAUUCUUGUGAAAUUACAUAGAAAUGCCGUUGUUUUUAAUGUUUUUCAAGAGACUAUCUAUCUAUUUCCGCGUGACAUACAAUACUUCUGUACACAUCUUCUUUUAAAAUAUGACAAUCAAUGGAUUUCUUUGGAGGAAAAAGCCCUUAACAUGUACAAUAAGCAGCCGACAACUAUACCAGAAAGUCGUUUGACAGAGCUUGUUCAAAAGCUUUUAGCUUCCAACUCAAAAGCUUCUGAUCAAAUGAGUUUGGCUGAUAUAGAAGAAGAGGCGGAAAUGGAGGAUAUGCCAUCUCCAGCUGCCGAACAUUCAGCUUUACACGCUUUCAAAACGUCUCAACCAGCAAGCCCAAUGGACAGUGGCUAUCAAAGCAAAUCAUCAUCAAUGUAA